GCAUUCGCCGCGUGAAUUGUUUCCUUGAGGGGGUGGGGGGUCUACGCCGCUUGAGCUCAAGCGGGCGAGGCGACAGUGCGGCGCCAGUCCUCGGCCCCGCGCCCUUCUUUCUCGGUUGUUCGGCUGCGUGACUCUCCUCCCGUCGGCGCCGAAGGGAGCCUGGUUCUGGGCGGGCAGAGAGCUUGAGCCCACUGGGAAUGGCAGCCCCAUCUAUGAAAGAAAGGCAGGCUUGCUGGGGAGCUCGGGAUGAGUACUGGAAGUGUUUAGAUGAGAACACAGAGGACGCUUCUCAGUGCAAGAAGUUAAGAAGCUCAUUUGAAUCAAGUUGUCCCCAACAGUGGAUAAAAUAUUUUGAUAAAAGAAGAGACUACUUAAAAUUCAAAGAAAAAUUUGAAGCAGGAGAGUUCCAGCCUCCGAAAACGGCCGCAAAGUCCUAGGCUGUUCCUGAACAUUUCAGAAAGGUUGAAAUUAUUUUUUCUGGACAUUCAGAAAUGCUCUGUGGGACAACAGUAGUUUGAAUGAUGGCAAACACCAAUGCUUGUUCCAUAUAUACAACUCUUAAUUUAAAUGGUCAAGUAACAAGAUUCCAUUUUUCAAAAGACAGACUUGAAAUAAAAUGGUAUGAAAUAUGCUUAAUUGAAUAAAAAACACAUAUUUUAAGAAAAAAAA
This is a messenger RNA of Balaenoptera ricei (Rice's whale), 669 nucleotides long. Its product is annotated as cytochrome c oxidase assembly factor 6 homolog. Bases 198 to 437 code for a protein of 79 amino acids. Gene Ontology annotation, biological process: respiratory chain complex IV assembly. The record is from RefSeq and is a predicted model, not a curated record. Gene Ontology annotation, cellular component: mitochondrion; respiratory chain complex IV. The transcript has 3 exons. NCBI's taxonomy places the organism in Eukaryota, Metazoa, Chordata, Mammalia, Artiodactyla, Balaenopteridae.